AUGCUGCCCAUCGAGCUCCCCCCUGAUUAUGUUCUGAGUUCUAACCGAAUGGGCAGCAACCGCGAUGAGGCAUUAGUCGAGACUCCUUCCGUUCAAUCGUCACGCUUUGUCAAAUUUACUCCCUACGGCACCAUGAGGACCACUAAGUCUCAUGGAUCUGCGUGUUUCAGUAAACAAGUGGAGGCCGAUAUCGACAACGAAAGUGACUUCGACGACUUUACUUUGGCAUCGAGCAACACAGCGCACGUGAUGACACCUCAGUCCUUGUUAGCUCUUCAGGAAGAACCACAAAUCGGUAGGGAUGGUUGCUCAAACACAGUUGUAGAUCCCAUGGGGGAUGUGGUGAGCUUCGUUUCCUUUCGUCGCCCCAAUUAUAGGUGUUGUCGUCUCUGCCAUAGCAAUUUACCCUCCGCCGCAAAUUUCUGUCCUCAGUGCGGCUCAAUGGUGGAGGCGCAAAGUGAGCGAUUAUGCGUCUCUAAUGUUGAGGCCGAUAGUUCUCUUUCUAGUGCGCUUGUCUCUCCUAGUCUUGGUCGGGAUCCAUGUGCCAGCUUUAGCACAACGCCCCUAACCCCUUUUUGCGAUGCUGAUUCCCUUUCAGAUCGCAGUGCACACCACCGACCAGUGUAUCGCCGCCAGGUGCUUGUUCUUUGCCGUCACGAGGAAGGGAUGUUAGGUUGCGGGGCCAAUGGAGUUGUAUACAAGGCGAUCGACCUUGUUAGUGGGCAACAGCUUGCGGUGAAGGAAAUGCACAUUAACCUACAGAAUAAGUCGGAGUUAGUUUCCAUCCGAAAUGAACUGCGCCAUCUGUCCCACCUUCGUCACCCGAAAGUCAUUGAGUACUAUGGGUGCUCAAUCAGGCAUACAACACCGACGCCAAGCACGUCGACGGCAAAGCAACCCAUAGAUAUGGCGGUAAUACCAGAGAAUAAUAGUGAGACCAUUAGAGUGUAUAUCCUGAUGGAGCGGAUGGAAUGUGGAACGCUGCAAGGACUACUAAAGGGUUUACCGGACGGCUUUCCGGAGUGCACUGUUCGCGUGUAUGUCUCCCAACUGCUUGAAGCCAUCCACUAUGUGCAUCAGUGCGGCAUAUCGCACUGCGACAUCAAGCCUUCCAACUUGCUGCUGGCCUCGGAUGGCACGAUAAAGCUGGCUGACUUUGGCUGCGCUAAGAUGAAGGCAGCACAUCAUCCGAACGGACAGUCGUCUGAGCGCGAGCUGGCGGGCACCCCUGUGUACAUGCCACCCGAGACGCUUCUUAACCUGAGAAUGAAGGACGCGGACUGGGUGUUCCUCGGGCAAGCGCAGGACAUCUGGGCCCUCGGGUGCGUCGUCCAUCAGCUCCUUACAGGGAAAACGCCGUGGGUGUUCACAAAAAUAUCCAGUCCUUGGGCCCUUCUUUCAUAUAUUCAAGCGCAUCCACAAUUCCCUCUUAGCGAUGAGCUCUCAUCAUCUGCACUAGACUUUUGUCGUCUCUGUUUUGAACCUGAUCCACGCACUCGAGUCGAAAACAUGGGGAAAAUUCUUGAGAGUUCUUUUAUUUCCGAUACAGCUAGCCACUCUCCGUGGUGA
Phytomonas sp. EM1 is the source of this 1569-nucleotide messenger RNA. The record is from the annotation of a GenBank genome assembly. Lineage: Eukaryota; Euglenozoa; Kinetoplastea; Trypanosomatida; Trypanosomatidae.